Nannospalax galili (Upper Galilee mountains blind mole rat) is the source of this 4844-nucleotide messenger RNA. RefSeq names its product solute carrier family 35 member B4 (gene Slc35b4). Gene Ontology annotation, molecular function: UDP-xylose transmembrane transporter activity; UDP-N-acetylglucosamine transmembrane transporter activity. The coding region runs from base 88 to 1083 and encodes 331 amino acids. The transcript has 10 exons. Gene Ontology annotation, cellular component: endoplasmic reticulum membrane; Golgi membrane. The record is from RefSeq and is a predicted model, not a curated record. Lineage: Eukaryota; Metazoa; Chordata; Mammalia; Rodentia; Spalacidae. Gene Ontology annotation, biological process: transmembrane transport.
UGUGUGAUGUUCGGUGCCACCUUCCUACGGUAGCGGUGUAGACGGGCGCUUCCUCUGCGCGCUCGCUCCCCUUUCUGCACCCCGGCCAUGCGCCCGGCCUUCGCGGUGGGCCUGGUGUUCGCAGGCUGCUGCAGUAAUGUGAUCUUCCUAGAGCUGCUGGUCCGGAAGCAUCCAGGAUGUGGGAACAUCGUGACAUUUGCACAAUUCCUAUUUAUUGCUGUGGAAGGCUUCCUCUUUGAAGCUGAUUUGGGAAGGAAGCCACCAGCUAUCCCAAUACGGUAUUAUGCCAUCAUGGUAACCAUGUUCUUCACAGUUAGUGUGGUAAACAACUAUGCCUUGAAUCUGAACAUUGCCAUGCCCCUGCAUAUGAUAUUCAGAUCAGGUUCUCUAAUUGCCAACAUGAUUCUAGGAAUUAUCAUUCUGAAGAAAAGAUAUAGUAUAUUCAAAUAUACCUCCAUUGCCCUGGUGUCUGCAGGGAUAUUUAUUUGCACUUUCAUGUCAGCAAAGCAAGUGACUUCCCAGUCCAGCCUGAGUGAGAAUGAUGGAUUCCAAGCAUUUGCAUGGUGGUUACUAGGUAUCGGGGCACUGACUUUUGCUCUGUUGAUGUCAGCAAGGAUGGGUAUAUUCCAAGAGACGCUAUACAAACAGUUUGGGAAACAUUCCAAGGAGGCAUUAUUCUAUAAUCACGCUCUUCCACUGCCUGGCUUCAUCUUCUUGGCCUCUGAUAUUUAUGACCACGCAGUUUUGUUCAAUAAGUCUGAACUCUAUCAAGUUCCAGUCAUCGGUGUGAUUAUGCCUGUCAUGUGGUUCUACCUCCUCAUGAACAUUGUCACUCAGUACGUGUGCAUUAGGGGGGUGUUUAUCCUCACAACAGAGUGUACCUCCCUCACUGUCACACUGGUUGUGACUCUUCGCAAGUUUGUGAGCCUCAUCUUUUCUAUCUUGUACUUCCAGAACCCUUUCACUCUGUGGCACUGGCUGGGUACUGUGUUUGUCUUCAUUGGGACCUUAAUGUACACAGAGGUGUGGAACAACCUAGGGACCACAAAAAGUCAGCCUAAGAAGGACGACAAGCAGGACUGAGGUCUUCCUGAAAGACAGGCCAGUGCUGUGGGCAGGAGGCCUCUGGCGCAGGUCUGAGCAUCAUUUCACUUUGGCUGAUGCUGAACCUAACAGGCUCCAGAGAAUCUGCUGAAGGGCAAGACUUAUCCAGUCUUUCAUGUCUAUCCUGACAAUAUUUGUAGACUCUGAAUAGAUAUCCCUCAACCCUGAAAAGGAAAGAAAAAAAAAAAGCUCCUACUCCUGUACUAUUGAAUAGCCUCUGCAUUUGCUUUUCUGUUUGAUUUGCUGGAACAUUUUAUGUCUGUGGGGUCUUAGAUGAGGCCAUGUUUUGUUGCCACAACAGCCAUUACCCUCCUGGGACAAUGUACUUUCCCCACUCCUGUCACCCCUCUACACCUCAGCAGCACUUUGCAGUCUAUCAAAUAUCCCAGGCACCAUCAGCCACUGAACAACCCAAGGGCCAAGUGAACAAAAAGACCCCAGGAACAAUGAGGUGAGGCUCCCUCCAGCACAAUGGGAAAGAAGCAGUUGUUCCCAUGAGCAGAGCUUUGGUGAUGGGUGAGCUGAAUGCUGGUGAUGCUGGAGUGCACUGGUGGUGGAUCCCCAUUUCCCACACUUUGCUUUUUUUUUUUUAACCCAAUUCAAGAGUCAGAUGCUUUUCUUACCUGUUGCUUUCUGUUCUUAGAGCAAUCCUGCAGCUCCCAAGGCACAUUAGUAAGAAGCAAGUAUUGUCAGUGGAUUUGGGAAAGAGGCAGACUUUUCCAUCCAUCUCACAUGUGAAGCCCAUUAGCCUGUUACUGAGAUGGGGAUGGAAGUGUGGCCGUGUGCUGGCACCCUGCUUAGCACUGAGAGAUAGCUUCCCCUGUGAACCCAGCCAUGGAUCUCAGCUGUGUGGGGAUGUCUGUGAAAGGCUUUAAGGCUUUGUAAUCAAGAGAUGCCUCUGCCUGGCGCUCAGAGUCGCCAGCAGUCAGGUGAUAACAGACUAAGAUAUGUAGGUGUGUGAUAUAUAAAUCAGGUCAAAUCCCAGCUACCAUGGAAAGUUACUCUUGUUUUCCUGUAAGGUAUCUUAUGUUCUUGAUGGGUAUAGGUAGGAGGUUUGUGGGUAUAGGUAUGUGCUUUGGUACAUAUAGAAACAUUCCUGUCUUCUGUUAAUCAUCUCAAUGGACUGGUUUUCCUCAUGUGGGAUAAUGUUGAUAAAGAGGAGCCCUGUCAGAUAGCACAGCUUAUGUGUGACUGAACAGCACUGAAAUCUGUUGAUUUCCUCUUUCUUCCCUUAGUCCCAGAGCCUCAUUACCCUCACCCAGCUACUUCCUCUACAAGUAGCUAACCCUACUCUUUCUGUCUGCACAGAGACAAAGGCCUUUCAUUUUUUAUGUGCAGACCGUGUUCUUAAAUUGAGAUGUGGCUCCCCGUGUCUCUUGGCUCACUCCUAGCUAUUUACCCUACUGUCUAGAGAUACUCUCUGACCAAUCUGAACAACACUUGUAAAGAAAAGUAUCCUAACCACUGGGUCCCUUGGGAAAGCAGUUAAAACUGCCUUGCUUUUCUGUUACAUAAAAUGUAAGUACUGUUUCUCUACCUAAGUCCCUGGAUUUGCAGACUGAUUUGUCUUUUGGAUGUUGACAGCUUCCUAGUCCUGGUAAUGGUCUAUUCUCAAAGAUUCUGAAUUAGAUGUGACCCCAUUCAUAGGCCCAAAAGCUACUUGCAUGAAAUAUAUGGAGUUUCUUGGACUAAUGGUGCUAUAAAUACCAAGUGUUAAAUGUCCCCUUAAAAAGGAAAAUAACAAAAAAUACUUUUUGUCUUCCUGUUUAAGAAUCUGUCCCUAGAGGCUUUUUGACUGCUAUGUUCUGAUAACUCCUAGUAGACUAUAACCUUGAGUAACAUAAUACUACCUUUUUAUGAUGAUGGGAAAGACUGUAAUUUAGAGUUAUUUGAGACCGAUUGAUACACACAGACAGGAUUUAACUGGAUCCAUUGGAUUUUAGAUUAUGGUUUCAGAGUAUGUAUGUAUACUGUUGGCAGUCUUUUUAAAGGAAAUGUAGGGACCUAAGAAGUCAGAGCACACAUACAGCAGAAUGAGCCCCUGCAGGGACAGAGUGCCUGGGGAGCCCGUGAGUUUGUUUCUCUCUCUGUAGUUGGAUAGAUGGAAAUAUAUCUAAUAGACACUAGCUAAAACUUUUUAAAAAUCACUUUUCUGAAAUUUUUGUUGUAAUUUUCUUUGUGUAUACUCCCUGGGCAUGGUACUGUGUUACACAAUGACUUUUUCAUACAAGUAUGAACUGUAUGUUGAGCACAUCCCCACAUUCCCCUCCACCAUCACCUUGCCCCCACACCUGCUAGUCCCCUUUGCUCCCCUAGAGUUUGGCUUCUGUUUCAUACACUAUAUACAUAUGUGAUUUUAUGUGUCUAUAUCAGAUCUAAGAACUACAAAUAAGAGAGAACAUAGGGUAUUUGUCUUUCUGAGACUAGCUUCAUUCACUAUGAAUGAAUAGUGAAUUAAUAUUCACUACUAAUAUGAUUACUUUCAGUUAUAUCCAUAAAAUUAAUCUUUAAAAAAGUUAUUCGUCUUGGCUAACUUUUUUUUUCCAUUCAGAUCAAAAAGAUUUUAAAAGGGAAAAUGCGUCAUUUUAUAGAUCAGACUCAUGCCUGAUUUUUGUAAAGAGAUGUCUGUAAACACCUUUCUUCUUUCUCUGGGUCAGGACUAGAAUUCUGUGCUUCAGAGACAGAACAUAUAGUUUGUUCUAUUUAUAGAGUUUAAGACAUAAAAAAUACCUUUAGACCAAGAGUCAAAUAGCAAAGGACUCUAGCCAGAAGAUGUGGUGUGUAUAUGUGAGCCCACAUUAACUGCUGGAUGUGUUAGGUGAGGUAAGAGGAGAGGUCGGUGGGUGCUGAAUUAUGUUUAAUAUCUGCACCCCUGUUACUAACAUCCUUUUGUUAUGCUAUAAAGAAUCACUAUCUCUUUUAUCCGAAAUGUAUUUUUGAUUUUUCAGUUGUUUUCUUGCAUUGCUGAGGAUGAAACCCAGGGCCUCGUACAUAUUUUGGAUUUUUUUUUUUGAUUUAACUAAAACCACCAGAAAUAUACUAGAUGAGUUUACAGUCAAGUAGCUGUGGGUUUUGUUUCUUUUUCCUUCUUCCCGACCAAUUGUCCAAAGCGCAAUGCUGCUUUCUCUACUUUGCUCAGUGCUAGAAGCAGAAGGAGACCACGCAUGAGUUGGUCUGUGGCCCAGCCCUUUCUGUUCUGGGAGGGGACAUGAGGGUUUAAGGGCUCUGGCAGACACUGCUGUUUCCACGCACCUCAUCCUCUCUGCGGUGUUUUUGUUUUGGCUUUCCCACUUCGUGACUGGACCUCCAGGUUCUCCACUUCCCCGCAGCCCCCUUUCACCCAUGUUCCCACUGAGCAAUACCUGUUAUCGCUGCUUAUGCUUCUGUUCUUUGGGGCCUCUUGCUACUUUUUAGGAGUUUUAUAGGGUGUGAUAUCUGCACAGCAUCAAUUUUAUGUUCCUAUAAGCACUGCUGUUGAGUGUGCUGUGGAUGGGCAGCAUUUGCUGAACACGCACGGGCGUGUGUGUGAGUGUGGAAGGAGAGAGCUGCAUAUUUUUUUCCAGCUCUGCCUGGGGGCUGAAGCUGUUUGCCACUGUUCCCUUCUUACUUGGUUUUUUUAGCCUAGGGAAAGGGAGGGAAAUAUAAAAGGUCAGUAAUAAAUCAAAAUCCACGAAUUAGCCUUGGGUGGUAGGCAUGACCUUCAGUGGACCAGUUAGCUCUACAUGAGCAGGUACACAGAA